Mercurialis annua (annual mercury) is the source of this 1932-nucleotide messenger RNA. RefSeq names its product protein DETOXIFICATION 35-like. The record is from RefSeq and is a predicted model, not a curated record. NCBI's taxonomy places the organism in Eukaryota, Viridiplantae, Streptophyta, Magnoliopsida, Malpighiales, Euphorbiaceae. The transcript has 7 exons. Bases 95 to 1564 code for a protein of 489 amino acids. Gene Ontology annotation, molecular function: antiporter activity; xenobiotic transmembrane transporter activity. Gene Ontology annotation, biological process: xenobiotic detoxification by transmembrane export across the plasma membrane. Gene Ontology annotation, cellular component: membrane.
GCUAAGAGUGUGGUUGGUAAGUUCUACGAUCAGCAACAAACUACACCCUAUUUUUCUCUAACAGAACCACUGCCUUCUCCAUUCACACAACCAAAUGGAGACGCCACUGAUUAACGAAAGCUUCUCCACCGCCAACGACGGCGGAGAUUACAACCCUGUCAAGAGCCUUAAAGAGCUAAAAUUAGUGUUCUGGAUCGAAACUGUUAAAAUAUGGAAGAUUGCCGGUCCGGUUGUGUUUAAUUUCAUGUGUCAAUAUGGCAUCAACUCCGUCACUAAUAUUUUCGUCGGUCAUAUCGGCGACUUUGAGCUCUCCGCCGUUUCCAUUUCUCUGUCGGUCAUUGGCACUUUUUCCUUUGGCUUCAUGCUGGGGAUGGGAAGUGCAUUAGAGACACUAUGUGGUCAAGCAUUUGGUGCAGGGCAAGUUCAUAUGCUAGGCAUUUACAUGCAGAGGUCAUGGAUUAUCUUAUGGGUGACUUGUUUUUGUCUCUUGCCCAUUUACAUAUUCGCUUCACCAGUUCUAAAACUGCUUGGGCAAGAGGAAACCAUGGCUGAUCUUGCUGGGAAAUUCACUCUACUAAUUAUUCCACAGUUAUUUUCCCUUGCAAUUAAUUUCCCUACCCAAAAGUUUCUUCAGGCACAAAGCAAGGUUGAUGUCCUUGCUUGGAUUGGCUUUGCGGCUUUUGUCUUACACGUUCCUCUGCUUUGGCUCUUAAUUCACGUGUUCGGGUGGGGAAUAAAUGGUGCAGCUAUAGCAUUUGACAUUACCAAUUGGGGAAUUGCUAUAGCUCAAGUUGUGUACGUUUUAGGAUGGUGCAACGAAGGGUGGAACGGAUUCUCGUGGUCUGCUUUUAAAGAGAUUUGGGCUUUUGUUAGACUGUCACUCGCUUCUGCUGUUAUGCUUUGUUUAGAGAUUUGGUAUAUGAUGAGUAUUAUUGUGCUCACUGGUCACCUUGAUAAUGCAGUCAUUGCUAUUGAUUCCCUCUCUAUUUGUAUGAAUUUCAAUGGUUGGGAGGGCAUGUUGUUUAUUGGCAUGAAUGCAGCCAUCAGCGUUCGAGUUUCGAAUGAACUUGGAUCAGGACAUCCAAGGGCAGCUAAAUAUUCAGUAUAUGUGACAAUAUUUCAAUCAUUCCUCAUCGGGCUUCUUUCAAUGGUUGUAAUAUUGAUAACGAAGGACUAUUUUGCAAUCAUUUUCACCGACAGCAAGGAGCUCCAAGUAGCUGUUUCAAAGCUAGCAUUUCUCCUUGGCAUCACCAUGGUUCUCAACAGUAUUCAGCCUGUGAUCGGAGGUGUUGCAAUUGGGAGUGGAUGGCAAUCAUUAGUAGCCUAUGUCAACAUAGGCAGCUUCUAUGUUUUCGGGCUUCCAUUCGGUUACCUUCUUGGUUACACAGCAAAGUUGGGAGUAACGGGACUAUGGGGAGGAAUGAUAGCUGGAACUGCAUUGCAGACUUUAAUACUCUUGAUUGUACUUUACAGAACCAACUGGAACAAAGAGGUGGAACAAACAUCUGAACGCGUACGGAGGUGGGGCGGACAGGGCGGGGAAACCAUUACCGAGAAGGUCUGAAGUGAAAUAGGUCUGCCAGGGACAAUAUCUACAAGUUUUCAUUAGCAUUUGAGAGUUUCUUCAGCUGUUGAGCUUUACAGACUCUCCGUAUCACCCGUGCUCGGUAUCCGCCUUCAACUGUUAGUUCAUGGGAGCAACACUCAAUACUUCCAGUUCGCAGUUUUGUGCUGACAAAGAAAGGCUUCUGCUCAUUGAUUCUCAUGUUAGAAUAAGGACAUAAUCAAAUUUCAAUUUAUGCUUAUUUUUUGUGUUUGGUUGCUUUUAUGUAGUACAGCUUGGAAUUUGUUAGAUUUCUCUGAUUUAACUACAGAAUGUAGUUUUUUUACAGAUUGAUUAAUAAUUCCAGGCAAUUACAGUUUAAUUGUCAA